Molecule: messenger RNA, 715 nt
Organism: Beta vulgaris subsp. vulgaris (sugar beet)
Lineage: Eukaryota; Viridiplantae; Streptophyta; Magnoliopsida; Caryophyllales; Amaranthaceae
Exons: 2
Coding region: 143-556 (137 amino acids)
Source: RefSeq, a predicted model, not a curated record
ACUCACUUUGAUCAUCAAGCUCCAAACACAGCAACAAAACCUUCCUUUGCACUAAAAACCCGAGUACCCGACAGCAACAAAUUCACCGCCAUCAUGCAGAUGUACAAGUGUGAAGCUGAGAAAAAAGAAUGCAACAACAGCCAUGGUAGCCAUGGAUCGGGCCACCAAAACUCUGGCCAUGCUGGUCAUGGCUCAUGCCACCAAAACUCUGGCCAUGCCAACCAUGGCUCAGGCAACCACAACUCUGGCCAUGCCAACCAUGGCUCAGGCAAUGCCAGCCAUGGCUCAUGCCACCAGAACUCUGUCCAUGCCAGCUCAGGCCACCAGAACUCUGGCCAUGCUAACCAUGGCUCAUGCCACCAGAACUCUGGCCAUGCCAGCUCAGGCCACCAGAACUCUGGCCAUGCCAACCAUGGCUCAUGCCACCAGAACUCUGGCCAUGCCAGCCAUGGCUCAUGCAACCAGAACUCUGGCCAUGCCAGCCAUGGCUCAGCCCACCACAACUCUGGCCAUGGACAUUGCGCAAAGAAGUGCUAAACAAGCAGAACUCAGGUAACAGCCCAAGAUCAGAGUUUCAGAUGCUGCUGAUAAACAUCGAACUAUAUUUUAAGUAUUAUAUUAUCCCACAAAUAAUGCCUCCUAUAAGGCUAUGCAAGAAUGGCUGCCUUGCUAAUUGUACUACUUGUUUUGCUUAUGAAUGAAACGCUUUUUGCUA